This is a messenger RNA of Juglans regia (Persian walnut), 749 nucleotides long. RefSeq lists its product as uncharacterized. The transcript has 2 exons. Bases 156 to 542 code for a protein of 128 amino acids. The record is from RefSeq and is a predicted model, not a curated record. Lineage: Eukaryota; Viridiplantae; Streptophyta; Magnoliopsida; Fagales; Juglandaceae.
UCUAGCCACUCUCUCUCUCUCUCUCUCUUCGCCUUGAUCUUUUUCUCAAUAUUGGGAGUGAUCUCCGGUCAUCUUGUUGGGUUUCUCUUUGAUCAUCACAUUCUAUCUAGCUCCGCCUCACAGAGAUCCAAAGCUAGCUGCUUCAAGCAGAUCAUAUGGUGGAUAUCCAGAGUGCUGUCUGCUGCAUGUGCGGCGACGUGGGUUUCCCCGACAAGCUCUUCCGCUGCAACAAAUGCCGCAACCGCUUCCAGCACUCGUAUUGUAGUAACCACUACAGCGAAUUUGCGGAGCCGAUUGAACAGUGCGAUUGGUGCCAAAGUGAGGAAAGGAGCAAAAAACAAGGCAUAAGCAGCUCCUCAUCAAAGAAACCUGAGGCAGUAAACGAGACCAGAAUUAUCACAAGCCGGUCUGAGUAUUCUGGAGAUCACAAAAUAAAGCAGCAUGAUCAUCGCGAAGACAGCGCCGACAAAGGAAAGAGUCCGACACCUUCCCCACGGACCGCUACGCGCAGGUACAAGCUUCUCAAGGAUGUAAUGUGUUGAGAUCAGAGAUGAUCAGCAAGAUUCUUUGUCAAAAAGCUAGCCUUGUGUUGAUCAUAUAGUAGUAGCAAAUGUUAAUAAUAUGAUAUAAGACGUACGUUGUUCCUGGUCGCGUUCGUAAUUUGGACGUUCCGAACGAGUACUCUAACUCGUUUGUGCUGUGGUUUUCAGUAUUAUUUGUAAAUAAAAAUAAUGGAGCUUUCUUAAUUA